UCUCUCUCUCUCUACGGCCCUCAUAACGCUCCAAGUUUGUGCGGACCAAUAACCUUCUAGAACGCUAUUAAAUCGUAUGAUAAACCCCGCGCAUCGCCGGGGAUAUAAAACGGCGAGGAAAAGGUCGCGCCGGUGCACAAUAAGUAAACCCCUUGCGCCAGUGAAUUUUUGCUGACGCGACUCGACGCUGCGCCGUGCGCGUCCCUGAUGCAGCUGUUGCCGGACCGAUGUGCGACAUUGCACCGACACGCUCUUUUGGAAGUAAAUCCCGCCGGCCGAACUCUCUCCGACAGGUUUCCGGCAUCCAGAGGACCGUGCAUGUACUGCACAAUUCGGAGCAGCCCGCCUCGGUGUUCGCGAUCCUCGAGUCCGGCAACAAGAUAGUACCGUUGAUAGCGGACGGCCUGUUCGACCUGCUGAUGCUGAAGAUGCCGUCCAUCUACAGCAGCAAGAAGCAGACGAAGAUUGAAUCGAAGGGGCCGCGCUUCGAGCUCGGCGACUUUUGCGUGAAACUCGGCAGCGUGACGAUGAGCCAGAACUUCAAAGGCGUCCUGGUGGAGGUCGAGUACAGACCGUGCAUGGUACCGGCGAGCGCGUGGGAAUUGAUACGCGAGUUCCUGCAGGGAUUCCUGGGCUCGGUCGUGUCGAGUCAGAUGCCCCAGUAUCUCCAGAGCCGAAUGAACGAUAUUUAUCAGCCGCUCGACACGAUACACCAAUAUCUGGAGCACUUCGGUCAGUACAGGAAGGCCACAGGAGUGAUUUAAACGGGCAGCCGCGCGACAACGACAACGGUGUGACGACAUUGGGGAUUUAUUUGAUCGCGACAUCUACGGCAAAAUCGAUCCGAGGCGCGAGACCAGCCCCGAGGAGACAGCCGAUUGGCCGAGUGCGUCUCGGUAUCUGUGUUACAUCAGAGUGUAGCUCUGUGAUAUCGUUAGCCUUCGGCGCGCAGCGGCUCGCUCGUUUAAUUCCGCCGCCGAUGGAAUUUGCUUGUUCCUCGCGGAAAAAUAUCCAAGUUGUAAUCCGCGUGCGAAAUCCGAAAACCCGCUGCCGGUCGAUCCGAAAAGAGACACCUUCCCGACGAAUUCACCAUGGUUCUACAGCGUGACGUGAUUGAUGUCUUUUCACAGUCACGCGCUUUGGAAGCAUUUAUUUUUGUAGUUCUUGAACGCAAUUUUUUUUUUUUUUUUUUUUUUUUUUUUUUUUCUUAAUGGGAAUUCAGGAUGAUCCAUCAUGAGGAAAACAAGAGCUUCGAUUGCGCACGAGAUCUCGACAUUUCCGCGACACCUUCCUCAGAGUUACGUGUCUUGAAUGUAACUUUUUCUUUUUUUUUUUUUCUUUUUAUACGCGUUUUAUCUCGGAGCGGCCUUUUGCCGACAAUACCGGCAGGUAACAUACGAUACAACGUAUUGUCCGAGAAAAAGAAACGUAUUAUCGAGGAAACCCGAUGGCGGCUAUUCGAACGACCGUGCGUAAUCGAUAAUGAACCGUCAUUGUGGGUCGCCGUCAUUACUUAUUAUUUGUAACGCGCUGCCUCUCGCUGGUUAUUCGUCGUAAGUUCCGUGGUGUAACUGCGUUUAUAAUAGGACGAGUUUUUGCCGAUAGAAGUAAACGCAACGGAGGAGUCCCUUUCGCUCGCCGGGUGAUUGAGUAUUCUCCGACAUGUAGUCGAUGCACCGUCAUCUUCCGCGAUUGUGUAUACUCGUGUGCACGCGCGCUUGCAUGAUUCGUGUAUCAUCAACUUGAAGGUGAUUUAAAUUAUUUAAAAAACUAGCUGUACAAGGUAGUUAUAAGAUUACCUUAUAUAACGAAUCCACUCAUAUUUUAGCGAUAGAUAUCGACAAAACAGUUACUUCUACAUAAGUGCUACUUGUACAUAUUACCCAGAAAUAAAGAUUAGUUUGUAAAGCUAGUAAUGUUGAAU
This is a messenger RNA of Harpegnathos saltator (Jerdon's jumping ant), 1924 nucleotides long. RefSeq names its product Mediator complex subunit 20. Gene Ontology annotation, cellular component: mediator complex. The coding region runs from base 228 to 764 and encodes 178 amino acids. The transcript is spliced from 4 exons. Lineage: Eukaryota; Metazoa; Arthropoda; Insecta; Hymenoptera; Formicidae. The record is from RefSeq and is a predicted model, not a curated record. Gene Ontology annotation, molecular function: transcription coactivator activity. Gene Ontology annotation, biological process: regulation of transcription by RNA polymerase II.